Messenger RNA from Eimeria mitis, 1557 nucleotides. Its product is annotated as phosphatidylcholine transfer protein, putative. The transcript has 10 exons. NCBI's taxonomy places the organism in Eukaryota, Apicomplexa, Conoidasida, Eucoccidiorida, Eimeriidae. Bases 1 to 1557 code for a protein of 518 amino acids. The record is from RefSeq and is a predicted model, not a curated record.
AUGACGGCAGUUCGAAAUGAACAGAACUCUUCGCCGUCACCUUGUCGUAUAAUCGUUCACUCCGAAGAAACCUUUCAAAACGAAACAGACGCACAGGGUGACCCCCUGACGGUCCUCGAGGAAAAGGAACAUGGCGAUCCAGAACAGGUAGCAUUGGCAGGCGAAGGCAAUGUGUUCUACCAAGAGAGCUGCGCGGCAGGGGGGCGCACCACCGUGAGCAACCCCUGCAGCAGGGGCAGUAGGGCAGCAACCCCUAUGCCGAGAAAGCCAAUCGACGCAAUGACGAAUCCUGCCGUCCCUCAAGGAUAUUUGAAGUACUGGGCUCUACGUGUUGGCCAAGAAGCAGCGCAUAUCCCUGAGAGCGAGGAGUUUGAAUUGGCAUAUGCAAAGAAAGCUCAGAGCCUUUUUCCAUUCCGUUCGACGACAACCGAGUGGACAGUCAACACUGCAGGAGGGUUUCUGGUGCUGCUCAUGCCAUGGGGGCCGGUGAUGAUGGUUUUCGGUUUAUGUUUCGGAGGUCUCCUUGGCUUUGGAUUGGCAAUGGCUAAUGACAUGUGCCGUCUGAGGAAGAAAACAUCUGCGGCAACGCAGCAAAAGAAGAAGAUCGACCACUUGAUGCGCUGGGCAGGAUACCACUUCGCGAGCAGCAACGCACAGCUGCAGCUCAUCUUUAAAGUCAUCAUGGAAUACGAGGUCCUGGCUCGUUUGGGGGAUAUAUCUAAGACCGCUCGUGCGCAGCUGCGACUUUUAUAUUCGUUCUUGAGCCGCGAUGAUGUGGGACAUUGUCUUUGGCUUUACCUCGACUACUUUGAGGCGCACUGCGACCACAUGACGAGAAGCGAAAUCUUUAUGUGUGCUCUCGUCUGCUACGUCUGCACCCAGUGCGCUGGAACGUUAAGGAAGAGGAACCUUCAUCCGGUGGUUUCGCGGAUGAUCCGCAUGAUGAACGACGCGGAAAUUCAAAAAAUAUUUCAAAAGUCAAAGAGCCCGAACCCUCGCCAGGCGAAACAGGACGAAGAAACGGAGCGUUGCCUCUUCUAUGCCGACAACAGCCAAGGCGUGCAGACGUUUGUUAUGAAGGGAGGAGACCUCCUGCAGUCUCUGCAUAAUAAUGACGGCACAGCGGGGAGGCACGCCGACUCGUCAGAAGGCGGAUCCUUCACUGAUGCAUUUUCCGGCAGCAAUUUUGAAUCUGAUGUUUCAAAUGGAGGCGAAGAAAAACAGGAACUUGUGCAGGAAACACUGGCGGGCGAGUUGCGCCCAGUAGAGAAUUUCAAUGUGGCGUUGACUUACGGGGUGUCACUGGAGCGUGCGUUGGGGUGUACACUGGAGGGAACGAACUCUUCUGCUACGGCUUCUCUUUCUAAGCAGCUUCCUGCUCCCUCGCCUGCUCCAACUGCAGUGAAAACACACCGCCGCAAAACCUCCUCCGUCGUCAGCAACACGAGAAGCACAUCUAGGGUCUCCCGCCAGCCCACACAAACGCAGAUACAGGCGCCCACGCAAACACAAACGCACGGAGAAACAACACACGCAGAAGAAAAGCAUAAAGGUUAG